AACCUUCUUUUUUUCUCAAAUGUAUAACAGAUGUUUAACACGCAUAAUAUCAAAGAGGGAGCGGGUGAGGUUUUAAUUUUUCGAGUGUCCGAAAACGAAUCCGUUCCAAAACAAUCGUCACGAGCUAAAGGUCAGCCAAUCAGAUGGGCGGAAGUUUAACGUUUCGGUAAUCCGGUUCAGACAUGACAAGUGCGGCCGACUCAACCUGACCUCACUCCUGAUUUUUCUGCCCUGCAGGCUCUGAAAACUACACUUUGCACCGUUUCACCACCGUGCCGGACCGCGUGUGGUGCCUGCCGCGGUGGACCGAUGCGUGUUACGGCUGGACGCUUUUGUGCAGGAGGAGCUUUUUUCCCCCUUUUUGUGAGCUAGUUUGGUCGGUCAGUCAGCGGGGAUGUUGUGCGUGGGGGAACGGGAUGAGCAGCGAGUAGCCUGACGCGUCCUCUCACCGCAGGCCGGACGGACUGUUUCAGUUGAGCCCAGAGGAGCCAGACACCCAGAUACCCAGAUGGGAGCCAGGAAAGCGCCGGGAAGCUAGUGCUAAUAAACAGGGUGCUUGGAUACAGAUAGCCCUGCUCCAAACUGCCUCACCAAUUCCUGCUGAAAGUGAGACCCGACCAGCCUUCACGGUGGAAACUAGAAGAAGAGCAAAGAUGAAUGCCGUGCGGGGGGGCACAGUCACCUGGCGUCCCCAGCCAUGGCAGGAUGGGGAUGGGGGAGGAGGGGAGCCUCUAUCAGACAGCGACUCAGAGGAGGAGGACUUCCCAGAUGACAGCACCACACCUUUAGGAGACUACAUCACACAUGGAUUGAAGCAGCUCCUGGACGCUCAGCAGCUGUGUGAUGUUACUCUGCUUGUCGAAGGGAAAAAGUUCAUGUGUCACAGAGUCCUAUUGGCGGCUGUGAGCCCGUACUUCCGGGCCAUGUUCACCAGUCCUCUGGUGGAGUCUCGCCUCACUGAGAUUCGACUGGAGGAAGUGACGCCGUCUGUCAUGGAGACAGUCAUCCAGUUUGUGUACACCGGGGAGGCGGGUCUCUCUCUGGACACGGCUGAGGAUCUGUUUGUGGCUGCCAACCGGCUUCAGGUCAUGCCCCUGCAAGACCUGUGCUCCAGGUUUCUAUUUGAGCACCUCUCUGUGGAUAACUGUCUGGGGAUGUACUCUCUGGCUCGCUCUCACCACGAUCAGCUGCUGCUGCGUGCCUCCCUGAGGCUGGUAGCACAGCACUUCCCCCGGGUGGCCCGGCAGAAAGACUUCCUGCUGCUAGACCACGGCACUUUAGGCAGCCUUCUGAGCUCCGACCGCCUGGGGGUGGAUUCAGAGGCGGAGGUGUACGACGCGGCACGCCGCUGGGCAGAGCACCAGCCCCUGGAUCGCUACGCCCACAUGCCAGCACUGCUUCACCACCUGCGGCCGGGACUGCUGUCACAGGAAGAAAGCCGAAGACUGAGCCAGGAGUUGGGCCCCGCUGCAGCUGGAGAGGGCCUCGGGGGGCCUCUAAGACCACGGGAGGGCAUGUUUGAGAAAAAAAUAGUGUGCGUGGACCUGACACCUCGGGAAGAUGAGAAUUUAGUUGCCAGAGACUACACAGUGGACUGCUUUGAUCCUCGGACAGGGAAGUGGGAGAAGUUAGCAGCGCUGGGUUCGCUGGUCAGUCCUGGCUGCACAGCUGUGGGUGACAGACUGUUUGUAGCUGGAGGGAUUCUACGGACAGGCUCUGUGUCUGCAGCCGUGCAUGAAUACGAUGCUGUGUUGGACCGCUGGAUAGAGAGGCCUUCGAUGGCCCAGCCCCGGGCUAUGCUUGGCCUGCUGGGCUGUGGGGAGUCACUCUAUGCCUUGGGUGGCAGUAACCGCUCAGCCCUGCUGGACUCCAGUGAGAUCCUGGAGCUGUCUACACUCCAAUGGACUCCCGGGCCGCGGUUACCGCUCCCUCUGCGUGCUUUCGCCUGCGCAGCGCUGCGCGGACGACUCUACCUGCUGGGUGGAACCACACUUGAACAGAACCGGGCCGUGGUUCACUCCGUGGUUCACUCAGGGGUGCUUAUUUAUCACACCUUGACAGACUGCUGGACACGUGUGGCACUGGACUCCGGUGCCACCUGCCUCGCUGGAGGUGUAGCAGUGCGAGGAGGAGUCUGCGCCAUAGGGGGAUACAUGAGGGAUACCACCAAGUUCCUGGAUGGAAACUACACCAACCUGGAGACUUUAGACGCCACAGGGCGCGUGCUGUUUUUCAGAGAGGGCCGAGGGUCUGGAGUAGAGAGGGAAGUGACCGGGGGAGGGGUGAUGGUCACAGCGGAGCAGCGGGGCGGUGCAGGUGGCGGAAGCGACCGAGCCCCGAGCCCUGUGGUUUUUCCUGGGCUGCCGAGGCGGAUCGCAGCCGGGGGGGUGGCCAGGUGGAAACGGAGGAUUUACGUGCUGGGCGGGGAAAACGGCUCGCGGUUCUACGACAGCGUGUACUGCUGGAAGCCCGGCUGGCGCAGCUGGGUCCAGAGACGUGAGAAACUCCCCGGAGACACUGGAGGGGUGAGCCAGUUCGGGUGCACCACUUUAAAAUUCCCCAAGAAACACAUCCUGUCCAGACUGAGACUAGCCAAAGAAAACUGCAAGAAGGCGGCUGACUAGUGCUGGAGGGAGACGAGCCGAGGCAGCCGUUCACGGAACACAGAGAUGAGCUCCGGGCUGAGUUUGAAUUAGCUCCUCCUUGACCUCAAGAAAUGUUGCUGUUCAAAUGAAAUCACAAUGAAAAGACCAUUUUAUACAAUCCGAGAGCAGCCACACAGUCGGCCAACAAUGGAUUCAAUGCAAACAGAUCAUGUUCAUUUUGUUAUAGCAUAUCGUCAGAUGUACAGGCAGAUAGCAUGUGGGGACAGAAACGUGGUCAAAGUCAGGCAACACACACCUGAAUGUAACCUAAUUUCUAUUUCUCAGAACAACAAAGUCCUUAAGUUAGAAAAAAGGGCCCCUUUAAAAUUAUGUUCUCAACGUGUAACAUUAUUUUCAGCUUUUUUUGCCGGUGUGAUAGUUUUGUCAGGAAAGUCAAAGCAGCAGCCUCUAGGUUAGUCACAAACAUAUGCACAUUACAGACUGCUAUGUUCCACUUUUAACAAAACUUCUUAGAAACUGAAACGCAUACAUUCGAUGUAGGAUAAAUGCGUAGGCUUGUGUUGUUUACUUCUGAAAUUUAGUGAGUAAUUUUUCUAAAAACGGAAAUACAUUUUCUGUUUCAAAGUGUUGAUACUAGCUGCUGCUGUGAGUGGACACAAUCAUUCCCCCUUUUCACUCACUUUCAUCUGUUUUUCAUGUUAAAUGUGUUUUGAGAGUAAGCACCUUGUUUCCUUGCACAAUAUAGGCCUGUGUAAUUGUUAGCUCAAUGAAAGGCCGUACAAAUAACUUGACUUGAGAGGAAACGUAGUCUAGCAAACGCAUCAUGACAUCAACUUUUUUUUUCUCUCUCUCUGGGCCAAGAAACGUUUUAUUUAUGAAUUUUUAUUUCUUUCUGUUCUGUCUUUGCCUCAAUACUUGAAGCCCAUCAUAGCAAAGACUGGGUAGUUUCUCAUCCCAGGAAGUCUCCCUGUGUACUUCAGUUCAUUUUUUAUAUAAAUGAAGGACGUCGAUCUAACGUCUGUGACAACUUGUACGUUUCAUUGGCUCAUUCUGACCUACAUGUCCCAAGAUGCUCCUUGGUGCUGGUUCAGGGAGUAUUGAACUAUUGCAAAGCCUUACUGGCCUCACACACUCACCUCCAGAAGGUGGAUUUUAAAGUGUUUAACACAGGCCACAGCAAUUUUUUUUUUUUACCUGGUUAAAAACUGUGCUUAUGUUUAAUGUUUUAAAUGCUCUUAAGGUGCUGCCUAGUUAAAGAUGUGGAACAUAGCAGUGGGAGAAAUGUGCAGACAGGGCUAGAUCGAAUGGAAGGAAUGACGAGGGAUGCACGAUAAUAUUGGUAUGUCUUCGGUAUCGGUAAGCCGAUAAAGGCUUUACAAUGAAAUAUUGGCCCGAAAUGAAUACUUGAAUUCGUCACCUUCUCCCCCUCCGCCGCCUGGCUGUGCUUCCCUCCGUGGACUGUUUCACGCUGUUGGACGCAUGGGCUUCCUCCGCAGGCUCCAAAGGCCGGGGUUAUCCGGCCCCAAGGAAACACCGGAUCAUCAGGGUGAAACAGUCCGUGGAGGUAGGAAACACAUCGGGUGACAUGAUGUACCGCUCUGUUUGAAAAAAAAAAAACAGUGUUUGGCAACUGGUGUAUUAGUGCCACCUUCUGCUGCCGGAGCAUGAACCAGAGGUUAAAUCCUACACAUUAAUGUUGCCUAUCUAAUACAUUGUUUGACCCAUCUGGCAGGUUCUUAAAAGUUUCACUGCUGAGUUCUUCCUUCACAUUUUAUCUUUCUUGAUCAUGCAUGCGUAACGGCCUCCUCAGCCAGGUGGAGAAAAAAAAAAAAAUUCCCAUGUAUUGGCAUCGGCUGAUUUUGAAAAUAUCGGCAUAUCAGAAAUCGGCAAAAAAAAAAAAAAAGUCCAAUAUCAUACACCCCUAAAAAUGAGCUGUGAUAGCCUUCCAGUCAUUCUGUGUGAAAUCUUACAAUGGAACAGUGGUGUUCUGUUAGUUUCUGCAACAAAACGAUCUCACUGUAACAUUACAGUGACAGCGAUGCAUUCAUAGGGGUGUGGUGCAGCCCAAUGUGAGGAUGACCUUCAGUAUCUUUGUGUCUGGACUGUCUGUUUAACAGCCUUCUUACAAAACCUUCAAGCCAGUUGUCUUUACUUGAUUCAGCAGCUGUCCAUUUUUUUUUUUAAAUUUGUUUAAGUUGCUCCAGCCAGGACUUUUAUUUUGAAUGUAGUCUGCACCGAGGUUAUAAAUUAUCUGAACACAGUAGCAUUGCACCUUAUUUAUUAAAGUUUUUUUUAAAGUUUUUUUUAAGGUUUUAGUUAUUUGAAAUGGUAACUCUGACUGCAGUGCUUGGCCAUCAUAUAGGAUGGCACUGUAAGCUUAGGACAGGCCCCACAAAUAGAAGCUUGAUAUAUUUAGAUGUGAAAGGUGCUGAGGUCGGUAUAGUAACUCAACUCCCAAAAAUCCCAGCUUAAUGACAGUAGAAAGCUUAGCCAGAAAUGUAAGCACAUUGUUUUGCUGCAAGCUCCACUUUUGUUUUUUUUUUCCUUAUUUAUUCAAAUUGAUCAAAUCCAGAUACUACUGCGGGGGAUUGGAGCACAUUAGAAACGCCACCAGCUGUGUCUGAAAAUGGAAAGCUUUUUUUUUUUUACCAGUGUCGGCAUUACUUCAUUGCCAAGAUUGCAAAUGAUCAAUCGGGGCCAUAAAAUAAGCCACUUUUUGCCAUUACAAGAGCACUGUAAUUGAAGACACUAAAUGUUUCAUGUCAGGAAUGUAUAAAUUUCACCACUGUGUGCCAUGCUUUGCCCUUAGAUGUGACUUCAUGAUGAGAUUCACUGUAAAUCUGAUGUUAAGAUGUACACAGGAUGUGUUUCUGUAAUGGCAAAAUUAGACACGCCCCCCUCACACACACAAACACACACACACACACACACACACACACACACACACACACACAGAGUUCUGAGAGCCGCAAAGCAGAUUUAUUUAUUUUUAUUUAUUUAACUUUACUAAAAUAGUAAAUGAAUGCCAGUCACAAAAACAAACUAAUUUAGACUUGUUACAAAAUUUGCUUUCUUGCGUAAACCGUCUGUGUCGUAGUGCAUUCUUUAGCCGAGAGGACCGAAGCCAAAUUCAUCCAUCUUUCCCUUUUAAAAAAAAAAAAAAAAAAAAAGGGAUUUACUGUCUCUUCUCUCUCUCACCAGUACAUUUCGCAAUUUUUCAACCCAUCUAAAACUUUCCAGAGUGUUACGAUGACUCAGUGUCCCUUGAGAACAGAACGGUGGAACUCCCCUUCCCUUCCCUAAUCUAAAAGGGUUGAGUCGAGAGCAACUGGACUUCAGACUCUUUCAGGUUUCUCAUGUGACCUCAGCAACCCUGAAGGACUAAACAACCCCAUACAGAGAUUAAAUAGGCGGUACUCCCCACCCGUCAUUCAUAACUGCAGAAGAUUUUUGGAUGGGAAAUGCCUUCAGGAAGUCCAGUUGCUCUUGACAACGCAUCAACUGCUUUAUCUUUUUAUUCUUAAAAAUGACUCUUCAACCGCUUUCAUCUCCAAUUCAAUGACGACUCCACUCUGCGCUUAAAGUGACACUACAGCUUUAUUAGUACUAAAACUUAAACAUCUUUCAGCAUUUCAGCUUUUUUUUUUUCUUUUUAGCUUCUUUCACUAGUCGUAUUUAAACUGCAGCUUUUCACUGUUACAGUAUUUCAUCAGUUUCAACAUUUCAGCAGUGAUCAUGUGUACAUUUUCUUUAGAAAUAUGAACCAUUUCUAAUAAACACAUUAAAAUCAGUCAGUCAGUAUUUCUAAAUGUCUUCCGUGAUAUCUUUACAUUUUCUCGUUGGGUGUACUCAGGCGGGUUGCGAUAGGUUAAGGUGUAGCGGUGUAUCGAUACAUUAAAAACGUCACUUGUGUGUUCAUUCUGCCUUUCAGUCUGCCAGUGCCAUUAGCAGAUACAGCAGGGGUGAUUCAGUGUUAGAUUUUGGUUGUUUUUUUUUGUUCUCCUACUGGUGAGUCAAAGAAGGUCAUAAAAAAAAAAAGGACAUACUGAUCUUAAAGUCCUGGUGAUGGAGCGUUGCCAGGCGGUGGCUCCAUCUCUAGUGGUGCUGCCUUCUUGUACAGAGAUGCUGAUGGGCUCUAAACCCCUUGUUCAUGACUAGUUAGAGGGCAGCUGGGAUGUUUGAUAUUCAAAGAAUUGAAGCCUGGUGAUUAUGACACAGUGUGUGUGUGGAUCACCAUAAUGCAUUUAAAUGACGAGAAGGAACAUAUUAGGUUUGUGAAGCUUAUUUCAAUAGAAAGUUCACUAGUCGAACACACGAUGAAGACCUUUUUUUUUUUUUUUGUCCUUUUGGUUAAAAUGUGUGAGCUUAAGUUUGUGUUUUCUAGAAAAUUGAUGUUCAGUUGUCUGCUUUAUUAACCAUUCUCUGAAAUUCUCCCCCACUUGAAAUGUCAAAAACAUUUUUUACUUUUUGUGUGCUUACAGCUUGUAAGAAAUGUGAAAAGUGACUGUGUACGCAUGCACGUUUUCUAUGCUGAGGCGUAAAAUCUGUUCAACACAAGCUCUUUGCACACGUACUGUACACACACACACACACACACACACACACACACACAUCCUGUAUGUCUGUUCAGAAGAAGUAAAGCUGCCCUCAUUUGUACAAUCUAAUGAAGUUUGUGAACUGAAAGGCAAAUGGAUGUUUUGAUGAG
Scomber scombrus (Atlantic mackerel) is the source of this 7311-nucleotide messenger RNA. RefSeq lists its product as uncharacterized. The coding region runs from base 654 to 2624 and encodes 656 amino acids. Gene Ontology annotation, molecular function: protein binding. The transcript has 5 exons. The record is from RefSeq and is a predicted model, not a curated record. Lineage: Eukaryota; Metazoa; Chordata; Actinopteri; Scombriformes; Scombridae.